CAGUUUUAACUGACGGACCCUCGUAUGUUUACACGUGAGGUUUGUGCAGGGCUGUAAUAUCAAACUUAAAGUGUUUAAAUCUCUCAUGCUGUUGUUUGACCAGGUGGAAUAAAAAGAACUGAAUUCAAAAUGGGAAAACUGAGGAAGAAACACAACUGGAAGGGACGACAGCAAAGUGAAACCCAACAACCAGCAGAUAAAGAGAAGACAGAAGUUGUUGUUGAACUACAAGAUGGGUCCAGGCUGAAAGGUGUAGACCAGAGCAACGCUUUGGUCCUCCCAGCCAACAAAGCCAAGAAGAAGAAAGUCUCAGCCACACCCGUUUCCACCAAAAAGCCCCUUACAAAGAAACAGAAGAAGGAGCUGCAGAAAGUCCUGGAGCGCAAAGAAAAGAAAGCUCAGAGAGCAGACAUCCUCACCAAAUUGGCCGAAGUGCAGCUUCCAGAGUCCGAACUGAAGCUGCUGUACACCACGUCCAAACUGGGAACAGGAGACAAACUUUACCAGAGCAAAAAGUUACCGGAUGAAGUAAAAGAUGGAGACUCAGGGCCAAAGAUCAGCAGCGUCAGUGGAGCGAACAGAAAACGAAAAUGGAAAGAAGAGGAGGACGAAGAAGAGGAAGAAAAGGCAGAAGAAAGCAGUGAUUUGGACACCUCAUCUGAUGAGGAUGAGGAUGAGGAAGACAAAGAAGUGAAUGAGACCACAGAGAAGACUGCUGCUCCCUGUCAGGAGAUGGACAAACAGGAAGUGAAGGAAGAACAACACAAAACAGAACAAGGUGGACAGAAUGAGAAGAAGAUUUCUGUUCCAGAGAAAAUCGAAAACAAGACGCCAUCACAGCCGGCCAUCUUCAUUCCUGUUGACAGAUCUCCAGAAAUACAGGAGGCCCGUCUGAAGCUGCCCGUGCUGGCGGAGGAGCAGGUCAUCAUGGAAGCAGUGAGAGAAAAUCCCUGCGUUGUUAUCUGUGGAGAGACGGGAAGUGGAAAGACUACUCAAGUGCCUCAGUUUCUGUAUGAAGCCGGCUAUGCCACUGGCAGCGGAAUAAUAGGUAUCACAGAACCAAGAAGAGUGGCAGCUGUCAGCAUGUCCCACAGAGUGGCCAAAGAGAUGAACCUGUCCACACGGGUGGUGUCAUACCAGAUUCGAUAUGAGGGGAACGUGACCAGUGAUACCAAGAUCAAGUUCAUGACAGAUGGUGUGUUACUGAAGGAGAUCCAGAAGGACUUCCUGCUCCAGAGAUACAGUGUGAUAAUCAUAGACGAGGCGCACGAAAGGAGUGUGUACACAGACAUCCUCAUCGGACUGUUGUCUCGUAUCGUCCCACUCAGAAACAAGAAAGGUUUGCCCAUGAAGCUGCUGGUUAUGUCAGCUACCCUGCGAGUUGAGGACUUCACAGAAAACGGAAAGCUGUUUCGGACGUCUCCGCCUGUCAUCAGAGUGGACGCUCGUCAGUUUCCGGUCACUAUCCAUUUCAACAAACGCACACCACUGGAUGAUUACACCGGAGAAGCUUUCCACAAAAUCUGCAAGAUCCACCGGAUGCUGCCUCCAGGUGGUAUCCUGGUGUUUCUGACCGGUCAGGCUGAGGUUCACAAUCUGUGCAGAAAACUGAGGAAAGCUUUCCCCUUCAGGAGGGGUAACACAACCACUGGUGAAGAUGAGGAAGCUGACACAUCCGAAGCAAUGAGGAAGUUUAAAAAAUCCAAACAGAAGAAGACGGUCUCUUUGCCCCGAAUCGACCUGGAUAACUACUCUGCUCUCCCGGUGGAUGAAGGAGACGAGGACAGAGAGGCGGGAAUUGGAGACGAGGAGGAUGAAGGCUCAGACUUGGAGAUUGGAGACGAUCCUGCCAGUGCAGAGGAGAAUCCUGACCCGUCUAUUCCUCUCUACGUCCUCCCUCUGUACUCUCUGUUGGCUCCAGAGCAGCAGGCCAAGGUGUUCAGGCCUCCUCCACCUGGAACUCGUCUGUGUGUGGUAGCCACCAAUGUGGCUGAGACGUCUCUGACCAUCCCCGGCAUCAAAUACGUGGUCGACUGCGGUCGAGUUAAGAAACGUUUCUAUGACCGAGUCACCGGAGUGUCGUCCUUUAAGGUCACAUGGACCUCACAAGCCUCAGCCAAUCAGAGGGCAGGUAGAGCGGGACGAACAGAGCCAGGACACUGCUACAGGUUGUACUCGUCUGCAGUGUUCGGAGACUUCAGUUUGUUCUCAGAGGCAGAGAUCACUCGCCGGCCAGUGGAAGAUCUGGUUUUACAGAUGAAGGACCUCAACAUAGAGAAGGUGGUCAACUUUCCCUUCCCCACGCCUCCCUCCACUGAGGCUCUAGUUGCAGCAGAGCAGUUAUUAGUCUCAUUGGGAGCUCUGAAAGAGCCGCCUCGCACCGGAAGGGUGAAAGAGAUGGAGCGAGCAAGACUGAGCAGUCCCAUCACCCCUCUGGGCAGAGCGAUGGCUUCAUUCCCUGUGGCACCUCGUUAUGCUAAGAUGCUAGCUCUUGGUCAGCAGCAGGAUUGUUUGCCUUACAUCAUUGCGGUGGUAGCAGCCAUGACAGUCCGGGAGAUCUUUGAAGACCUGGACAGACCUGCACGGAGUGAAGAUGAGAGUUCAAAGCUCACCCAGCGUCGAGCUCGGCUGACCCAGAUGAGGAGGUUGUGGGCUGGGCAAGGACCAUCGCUCCAGCUGGGGGACCUCAUGGUCAUGCUGGGUGCUGUUGGUGCUUGUGAAUUUGCUGGUUGUACUCCUAAAUUUUGCGAGGAUAAUGGCCUGAGGUAUAAAGCCAUGGUGGAGAUCAGGAGGCUCAGAGGACAACUCACCAAUGCAGUGAACGCAGUGUGCCCAGAGGUGGGAGCAUUUGUGGAUCCCAAGAUGGCUCCGCCAACAGAGCACCAGGUGGUUUGCUUGCGGCAGAUUGUUCUGGCCGGUCUGGGAGACCAUCUUGCGAGGCGUGUACAGUCAGAAGACAUACUGGACCCAAAAUGGAAGAAUGGAUACAAGACGCCUCUUCUGGACGAGCCGGUGUUCAUUCAUCCCACCUCUGCGUUGUUCAAAGCGCUUCCAGAGUUCAUCGUCUACCAGGAGAUCAUGGAGACCACCAAGAUGUACAUGAGAGGUGUGUCAGCUGUAGAAGCAGAGUGGGUCCCCGAGCUUCUGCCUCAGUAUUGUCAUUUUGGCUCCCCUCUGGAGUCGCCAUCCCCGUGGUUCUGUUCAUCCACCGGCACCAUCAGAUGUCACCGCUCAAGCACCUUCUUCCGUGUGGGUUGGCAGCUGCCGGCAGUGGAGAUGGAAUAUCCAGAAGCCCUGGAGCGUUACAAGCUAUUUGCCAGGUUUCUGCUUGAGGGACAGGUUUGUCCUAAACUAAAGAAACACAGCAGCCACCUUCUCUCAAACCCCUCCAUCAUGCUGAAGACAUGGGCAAAGCUGCAGCCCAGGACGGAGGUUUUGCUGGGAGCGCUGGUGUCAAAGAGGGUUGACUGCAGAGAAGCUCUCCUGUCUGUGUGGAAAACUGAAGAUAAAUUUCUAUUGUCUGCAUACUGCCAGUGGUUACCUGAGGCCAUGCAUAAAGAAGUAGCCAAAAGUUGGCCUCCGAUAUAAAGACUUUCAUCUGAAAAGAAGGCAGAAAAUUAAAUUACAUCCUUGAUCAGAGACAAAUGUUGAUCUACAGAUCCAUAGAACUCCCUUCUUUACCAUCAGAGGGCGUCUUCAGACCUGUUAUUUUUUUAAAUGUUCUCUCAAGAUGAAACUACAAAACCACGACACUGCCUUUUCUUAGAUAUGUAUUUUAUAUACUGUAUCUGUGACUUGUACAGUUUUCAACUACAGCUCUAUAAUAACUUUUAACUUGUUAUCAGUGUGCUGCUGUUUGUCUGAUUUGGUCUUCAUAAGACUCAUUAAAACUGUG
This is a messenger RNA of Epinephelus fuscoguttatus (brown-marbled grouper), 3895 nucleotides long. RefSeq names its product DEAH (Asp-Glu-Ala-His) box polypeptide 37 (gene dhx37). The transcript has 27 exons. Lineage: Eukaryota; Metazoa; Chordata; Actinopteri; Perciformes; Serranidae. The coding region runs from base 130 to 3588 and encodes 1152 amino acids. Gene Ontology annotation, biological process: maturation of SSU-rRNA from tricistronic rRNA transcript (SSU-rRNA, 5.8S rRNA, LSU-rRNA). The record is from RefSeq and is a predicted model, not a curated record. Gene Ontology annotation, molecular function: ATP hydrolysis activity; RNA binding; ATP binding. Gene Ontology annotation, cellular component: intracellular anatomical structure; nucleolus.